AUGUGACGUCAUGGGUGGGGUGAACACCAAAAUGGCGGAGUUGGUCAUGUCAUGUUGUAUGAGUGACCACGAGAAAUCACAACGAAUACGAAGUCAUGAGAUCGACAAAAAAUUAAUGAAGGAUCGGUUGACAUUCAGGAGAACAGUGAGGCUUUUGUUACUGGGUGCCGGAGAGAGUGGAAAGAGUACUUUCCUAAAGCAGAUGAGGAUUAUCCACGGACUGGAUUUCGACGAUGAAGCGCUACGGGAAUACCAGAGUGUGAUAUACAACAACAUUGUAAAGGGCAUGCGUGUUUUGAUCGAUGCCAGGGACAAACUAGGCAUUCCUUUUGGAAGUGAAGAAAGUGUUAAACAUGCAAAUUUUGUUUUCAGUUAUGAUGGAGUUAAAAAAUUAGACGAGAGAACAUUUCUACAGUAUGUGGAACCAAUGAGAAUAUUAUGGCAAGACAGCGGGAUAAAAGGGGCGUUCGACAGACGGAGAGAAUUUCAACUUGGUGAUUCUUUGAUGUAUUUCUUGAAUAAUUUGGACAGGAUCAGUCAGAAGAACUUCAUUCCAAUCAAGCUGGAUAUCCUGCAUGCCCGGAAGGCCACCAAAGGUAUCAACGAACACCAGAUUCUGAUUAAAGGCAUCCCCUUUAUGUUCAUUGAUGUUGGAGGUCAGAGGUCACAACGCCAGAAAUGGUUUCAGUGUUUUGAGGGUAUCACCUCCAUCUUGUUUCUUGCAUCGUCGAGCGAGUUUGACCAAGUCCUUAUGGAGGAUCGCAAGACCAAUCGCCUCAUCGAGUCCUGUAACAUAUUCGAGACAAUCAUCAACAACAAGUCCUUCUGCAAUGUGUCUAUUAUUCUCUUUCUCAACAAAAUGGACCUCCUCACUGAGAAGGUUAAACAUGUAAGCAUUAAGGAAUAUGUUUCCGAGUUUCAAGGUGACCCUCACUCCAUAGCAGAUGUCAAGGCCUUCCUGCUCAACAUGUUCGACUCCCGUAGGCGAGAACGCAGCAAGCCUCUCUUUCACCACUUCACAACGGCAAUUGAUACAGAAAACAUCAAGCAUGUGUUUCAAGAUGUGAAGGACACGAUUCUGCAUGAUAACCUCCGAUCUCUGAUGCUGCAGUGACCUUGGCACUGUCAAGGACGAUGCUCAUUUCGGGUGGAUAUUAAACAUAGAUGGCCAUCUGAAGUGUGUGCUCACCUAAAGCCAAAAUUCAAAGUGACUUGUGACAAGUUGAUGUAUUGGUUAUUCUGGAUGGACUAUUUACAAUGGAAGGUGUUUGUAUUUGAAAUGGAGCUGUAACUAUCACAUUUGAUAACAUGCUGUAUUUGUAGAAGUCAGAAGGGUACGCUACUAUACAGGAGACAUUGUGUCAUGAUGGACAGAUGGAUUGACGUGACAGUUCUGAUUGGUCAAGAUUGUAUUUGUGAUCGGGAGCACAUAUGAUUAUGAUUCGCUUUACCGUUAUUGUGUUUUAUUAAUCAAAUUUUAACUUAUUGGAUUGUCCCUGGCCUUAGUUUAGAUAUGGAAUCCAGCAUUUUUGAUGUUUUGCUAUUUUUUAAAUGUUGAAAUUUUACAAAGUCUGUAAUAAUUAUAGUUUUGAUGCAUCUCAGCAUUUUGUUUUAGAUACCAGUUAGAGCUUACACUGAUUAUUUGAAAGUAAUUUCUAAAUAAUUAUGAUGUUAGUCAUAUGUAUUCUAGAAGACCAGUACUGAUAUUAAUUGGCCAGAAAACAGACUUUGUAAUAUAUACCACCAUUUGUAUAUAUCCAGUCGGAGAUUGUGGCAUGCCAACAGGAAGUCAAUAGUACCUUCAUAGAGAGGUAGCUAGCUCAAGAUGUACCAUCAUGUAACCAUGGUUACCUACUCUUACCUGUAUGACAUCGCUGUGUAACCAUGAUUAGAUACACAUAUCUCUCGUGUUACCAUGUAACCAUGGUUUCAAAUACUUAUCUGUACAAUACAUGACCUGCCUGAAACCUAGUGCGCAUUCAGAGAAAGUGAAAUUUGUCUUUGACAUUUUUUCGUACUUUUGCAUAUGAUUUGCUCAUUUUCAUUACUCUUUGUUGAAUGUUGAUUUAUUCUGUUGAUGUGAUUACUUGUAUAUUGGCCCUUUAUAUCUCUUUGGCUUCCAGUGUGCAGGAUCUUCUUUCUACUGUGCCUUAAGUCACUCUCUGAUAAAGCAGCUGGAACUGUGAAUCACUAUGUCACAAGAUGUAUUGUGUUGACAGAGCCACAUUUGAUUUAACUAGGCUAUAAUGUAGAGACAACCCUGUGUGUGUGUGGUGGACCACUGACUCUAGUAGCACUUGUGUGCCCAGAUGAAGGUAUAUACCGGUACAGGUGAUCUGUGACAGGUGUGUGGUGGAGUAGCACCUGUGUACCCAGCUGAAGGUAUAUACAGGUGAUCUGAUACAGGUGUGUGGUGGAGUAGCACCUGUGUGCCCAGCUGAAGGUAUAUACAGGUGAUCUGAUACAGGUGUGUGGUGGUGCACUGAAGCAAGUAGCACCUGUGUGCUCAGCUGAAGGUAUAUACAGGUGAUCUGUGACAAGUGUGUGGUGGAGUAGCACCUGUGUACCCAGCUGAAGGUAUAUACAGGUGAUCUGUGACAGGUGUGUGGUGGUGCACUGAAGCAAGUAGCACCUGUGUGCCCAGCUGAAGGUAUAUACAGGUGAUCUAUGACAAGUGUGUGGUGGACCACUGACUUAAGUAGCACCUGUGUACCUAGCUGAAGGUAUACACAGGUGAUCUGAGUGGUGUGUGGUGGUUCACUGAAGCAAGAAGCACCUGUGUACCUAGCUGAAGGUAUGUACAGGUGAUCUGUGACAGGUGUGUGGUUGAGUAGCACCUGCGUACCUAGCUGAAGUGAUCUGUGCCAGGUGUGGUUGACAGUGUAAAAGCCCCAAUAGACCAUGUUAGGACCUUCUCUCUUUCUAUCCUGCCAAAGACAAUGCAAGACUUGUAGAUAGACUUACAUUGUGGAUCUAAAAUCAUAAAUUGUAGCAUGAUUGUGACAGCAGUUGUUAAUUAUACAUAAUUAAUUCAAACAAUAUGUACACGUAGAUGUACAGAUAACACAGUACAAAUAUAUUUUGUUAGUUAUGACUAUUAUCAUUUUAAUCUUUAACUCUCCAUGUAUGUCUGUCAGCAUGGUUAUCCCAGUAGAAUGUGUGGUGUGCAGUUCAUGGCAUGAGUGGCAGUUUAUAGCAUGAUAUAAUCCCCACCUCAACUGUGGGACAUGAUGGGAAGUUAUGAUGGUUAUCACCUACUACCACAUGUCAUGUCACUUCAGUUACAGCACUGGGCAGAUCCGUGGUAUCACCACUCACUCCACCUGCGAUAUGGCAGUUGUGUAAGAUCACUUGUUAUGCAUGGAACAAAGGCAGAGGUAUUGCUACACACACUUACAGCAUGCUUGCUGCAUCACACCACCAACUAGAUGUGAAUGUGACCCAAGACGGAUAUAUGGCUUACAUGUUACCAAGUUUAUUGUGAUGGCAGACAGUACACAUCCUACUAGAUGGUUGCAACUGGCACAAGCUGCUGUCACUCAACAAGCACCUGCUUGAACUCCACAACACACUGGACUUGUUUACUGGAAUCUCUUCAGAAACUGUAUCAUUGCAUUAUAUUGCUGUGUGUAAUAUAUCGUAUAUCACCUGUGUGAGAAGGUCAGGGGUGCAGUACUCGUAUUGCCAACUGAUGGUACUUCUCAGCUGCUUACUGGCUAGUUUUGACUGACUGAAGCAGAAAAAUACCCAGAACAUUAACAUGUGUAAGGAAACUAAUAUUUUCCAGCUGUUCUUUGAUGGAUUAGUGGAUUAGAAAAAUCAGAUUGUACAUCUACAGAACUGGAACAAGAGGUUAUUGAUAAUUUUGUGUGUUGUGAAAUGAUGAUAUACAUCUCACAUUGAAGACAGCCUUACCUCAUAUAAGCCAUUAUCAUGAUUAUGUGUAUGAAACAUCUGUAGAACCAAACAUCAGACAAUAGGUGGAGUCCGUGAGAAAAUUGUUUGAUUACUCUGAUGUAUACACUGUUCAGCUGCAUUUCAUUUUAAAGGGUACAGUUGCAUUUAGUUUUAAAGGGUAGAGUUGUCAGUCAGUAUGUCAAGACAGUUCUAGACAAUACCCACUGUCAGGACAGAUUCCACAUGGCAUAAGAAGUCAGAUAGUGGUGAAAAUUAUAUAAAUACUUUAAAACUCAUCUAUGACACUAGAAAUGUGCAAAAUUGGUAUGCAA
Messenger RNA from Haliotis rubra (blacklip abalone), 4229 nucleotides. Its product is annotated as guanine nucleotide-binding protein subunit alpha-12-like. The coding region runs from base 11 to 1114 and encodes 367 amino acids. Gene Ontology annotation, cellular component: brush border membrane; heterotrimeric G-protein complex. Gene Ontology annotation, biological process: adenylate cyclase-modulating G protein-coupled receptor signaling pathway; Rho protein signal transduction. NCBI's taxonomy places the organism in Eukaryota, Metazoa, Mollusca, Gastropoda, Lepetellida, Haliotidae. The record is from RefSeq and is a predicted model, not a curated record. Gene Ontology annotation, molecular function: D5 dopamine receptor binding; G-protein beta/gamma-subunit complex binding; guanyl nucleotide binding. The transcript is spliced from 4 exons.